Molecule: messenger RNA, 1659 nt
Organism: Laetiporus sulphureus 93-53
Lineage: Eukaryota; Fungi; Basidiomycota; Agaricomycetes; Polyporales; Laetiporaceae
Exons: 3
Coding region: 142-1659 (505 amino acids)
Source: RefSeq, a predicted model, not a curated record
ACAGUAUCCUCCUCUUCCGCAGCUGCUGUGCACCAUGGCAUGGCAUUGUCAUGAGAUACCCGCAUCAGGUACGUUCCAGGUCGAGCAUCGCAGUUAUAACGUCCGAUCAGCGUCAACUGGGCUCUUGCGCCAUCGCCUUCAAUGAUAGGGUUCGGUCGCGCUGCUUGUCCUUGUCAGCUUAUAAUCCAUGACAUCUCGAAAAGCCAUUUGACGCUCCACAUCAUGCUCCUCGCUCUCGUGUUCGUUUACUACUUCAGUCAGCGCUCAGUCGCCGCACCCAUUGCCGACGUUCGGUUAGUUGAGGACAUCUCCCCAUCUUGCGAUAAACUCGGCGACUGUCGAACGCUCCUGAGCAUCAUAUCCAGUUGCAUCGCCACCAUCGUCGCAUGCGUCUGGACUGCUGUUCACCCCGACAUUCCACCGUACGGAGAGGACCCCUGGUGGCAGAGGUUUCGCCGCAUGCUGUUCACCAUAAGUGGCAUCAUUGCACCGGAGGUAUACAUUCUCAUAGCGACGAUGCAAUAUCUCAGCGCUCGUGAAAUAGCUCGAAUGGAUGUGUUCAAAGAGCAUGGCUGGACGACUACUCAUGGCUUCUUUGUUCUGAUGGGAGGCUUUGCGCUAUGCAAUCCCUCGGAACACAGCACAAAGCAGCUGCACGCCAAAGAAGUUAUAAACCUCAUCAACAAAAACGAAAUAGAGUUCCCGUAUGUAUCGGAGGAGGAAAUCCAAGACAGAAGCAAAGCAAACUGGCUGUCUAAAACGGCCGCAGUCGUUCAGACUUGCUGGUUUGCGCUGCAGGUCCUUGCCCGUUUCAUCGAACGUCUCCCCAUUACGGAGCUAGAAAUUUUUACGGCCGGUUUCACAGUCAUGGCGAUUGCCAUGUAUGCAUUAUGGUUCAAGAAGCCGUUCUGCAUUGACGUACCAAUCGUCCUUCAUGAACAGCCGAAGGCUAUCACGGUCACGUCGGAUACCCUGAGCAGUAUCGCGAUUGCGGCGGAUGCACCGAAUCUGAACAGAAUAGUGGAAGAGGCAGAUUGGCCGACGAAUACAAACGAGGUCGAGCUUGGCCUACUGGACAGUCAUUCGCGCUCUACUGACGUCCAGUCUAACCCAGGGCCAAGGACAUCAGACGUAAGAAACGCGUUCUAUCGUGGGCUGCAGUAUGCGGUAUGGGCGGUCACAAGCAUUAUAUUGGCCCCUAUUGCUUUGAUAUUCGGUCAAGCUGGUCAUCAACAAUGGUGGCAUUUCCCCGGGGUUUCAAACGAGCCUAAGGACAGCUUCAAAACAAUCAUAGCCCUUGUAUCGUAUGCGUCUACGCUUGUGACGCCUAUACUUUUCGGACUCAUCCAUUGCACUGCAUGGUCAUUAGAAUUUCCAACGGUCGUGGAGCAAUACCUUUGGCGAGUACUGUCGCUUGUGAUCACUUGUUCUCCUAUCCCUGAGGCGCCUUUGAUCGCCAUCGGUGUGACAUCUUCAAAUUCUUCUUCUCUACCUCAAAUAGUGAAGCAUGCACUAAAAUCCAUCUUCACUUCCAUCGUCGCCAUACUAUACGUUGUCUCCCGACUCACCCUCCUCGUCAUCGCAUUCACCACUCUCCGAAAGCUUCCUCCCGGUGUAUAUGAAGCCAUCUCUUGGGUAGAACUCAUUCCGCACUUCUAG